Orbicella faveolata is the source of this 1708-nucleotide messenger RNA. RefSeq lists its product as uncharacterized. The record is from RefSeq and is a predicted model, not a curated record. NCBI's taxonomy places the organism in Eukaryota, Metazoa, Cnidaria, Anthozoa, Scleractinia, Merulinidae.
GUCAAAGAAUAUUAUAAUCAAUUGACAAUCAUCCCCAUGACUUUACUCCAUUUAAAUAUUACCUGGACUGGUUGUUAUUGUGUUACCCCUUUUCUCAUGACAUUUGACACGAGCAAACAUGUAUCAAUUUGAAACUAUACUACGUGCAAGAAAUCAUGAACAUUGUAAAAUAAUACAUAAUUAUGUUUGAUUCUAAUUCCAUUUCUUAACAUGAAUAACUCUUUGCUUUCCCACUUUACAAAAAAGAAAAAUUGGCUCAUUCACAGCACACCCUUGGACCCAAUCCAUACAAAUUAUAAAUUGUAAAUAGAGAAAUCAAUUUCUUCUCACACAAAAUACCAAACUAUAUAAAUUUGUCUAAGGAAGGGGAAACCUUGAAACAUUUUUUUCUCUUUCCUAUAAAGAAUCUACUGGUGUAUUAUGGAUGGAGCUGACUGUAACAGGCACUUUAUCAAGCUACACUUUCAUGAGAGGGAUCCAGUGGCUGAUAAAUUUAUUGUACCCAAUAUACACACUGGAAUGCCAAUGGUUUUAAUCAUGGAUCCCAAGGUAGACAUUGCAUGAUUGUAAGAUCAGUGUAGGCAUGUAUAACAUUGAUUGUUUUAUUAUCAGACAUUAUGAAAAAAGAAAGUAUGGCUGUAAGCACUUAACACAAGAUGAAAAACAAGUAAUCAAAUUUCAAUUGAUUAGUUCUUGUAUUUAACAAAAGAAACAACAAAAGGUUAACAGAUUGAAACUUGUACUGAUGGCAGUAAAUUAAAAAUGCUCUUUAUAAUAUAAAUGUUUGUUUCAUGUUCAUUCAGCACAACAUAAAGAAAAUCCGAAACAACAUUAGAAAAAGUAACAAGAGUGGCAAGCCAUGUUGCCUAAAGAUAAAAGGGAAAAAUGUGACUUGGCAGCAGUUUCAAGAUGCAUUUAACUGGGACCAGAAGACAUGCAGCCUUCCACUGCAUGAAACACAACACAACACUUUGAGUUGGAUCCGGCUGCCAAAACGAGAAACCAUUUGGCUGAGGAUGUUCUGAAUCAUAAGAUGCUAUUUCUCAUGCAGAAGUAUCAAGAGGAGAUGAAUGAAAAAGGUGAGGCUGGCUUUGAGAUUGAAGGUGUCAUCUCAAUACUGUCCCACACGGCAAACCUCGCAGAAUUGUUCAAUGAUAAACUGGUCAUUUCAUCUGCAUCAGAUCCUCGAUUAGGAGAACAAGACCAAUUUUAUAAAUUUAUGACCGACUGGAGGGAGGAAAGCUUGGGCAACAACAGCCAAUUCGUAUCAACCAAACUCUGGUUCGACUUGCAGUCCAUGUGUUUAGGAUUUAGAUCUAUGGUGGCAAUAAAGUUGACUCAAUUUCCCAAUUCAGUAAUUAAGCCUGCACUGAUAAACCAGGAUGGGGUUGAAAAUCACUUUUGUCAAGUGCAUUCUUGCAAUGGGCAGAACAACAACCCCACUUAUCUUCAACAAGAAUCUGCACAAAACUCAAUAAGAUUUAGUCAAACAACAAUAAGCCACAAAAGUAAUGUUGGAAAACCAAUUGAUAGCCCUUUUUCAUCUUGCUCACUACCAACAGGCAAAGUACUAGACAUUUCUAGAGUGUAGUAACACUAACAAGAUGAGCAUCUGUAAAAUAAUCAGUAUUCUGGAAUCAUAAAAAAACAUUUUAUGUGGCUAUUCUGGAUCUUGGAACAUAAUAUUAGACAAUGGUCAUGGCCAAUA